AUGAACUCCGAACCACGGCUGAGCGUUGAGCAGCCAGCCAUGCCGAACUCUCCUGCAUGCUUGGGCGAGGCGUCUGAUCCGCCCGUAACGAAUGGCGAACAGGAGAUGGCGGAACUUGGAAAAGUAUCAUCCAACGAUGAGGAACCCAAGGAACUGCAGAUGCAGAGGUGGUGGCAAGAGUCGAUCACCAAAGUCAUGGGGGUUCAGAACGGUUACAAGAACGUCCAUGUUCUGAUGGUCAAGUGGGAGAGAAAAUACGACCAGCUCAGAGUGCAUUCCGAGCUCUCCGAGCUCAAAGCUGUUUUCGAGGACAAGUACGGCUACGCUACCAAGACGAUCGAGCUCAGCCUGCCCCGCAAUCCGCAGAUGCAGUUGACGAAUGCCAUUUCUGGCUUCAUCGUCGAAAACGACGACCCGCAAAACCUACUGAUCGUCUACUACGCCGGCCAUGGCAUCUUCCACGACGACGGCAAAAGGCUGGAGCUCGCUGGUUCCGACGACCCCGACGAAGCCGUCCUCUCCAAAGUCUUCUGGAACGAAGUGCAAACCCUCUUCGUCGAGCACGCGGCGGGCGACGUGCUGGCCAUCAUGGACUGCUGCUUCGCCAGCAACCUCAUGUCGCGGGCGGGCCGCAAGGUCAACAGCCGCGCCUUCGAGCUGCUGGCCGCCAGCACCAUCGACAAGAUCACCGAGAGCCCCGGCGACAAGUCCUUCACCCGCGCCCUGAUCCGCUGCCUGACCGAGCUGGCCGAGCAGCGGCCGCCGAGCAGUGACGGCACCGGCGGCGACGGCUCCUUCGACAUGCACGAGCUCUCGCAGCACAUCAACCGGGUCCGCACCGCCACGCCGUGCCAGCUGUGGGGCGUGCUCAAGGGGAACCGGCGGCACAUCCGGCUCACGCCGCAGCGGGCGCGGGAGGAGCAGGAGCAGGAGCAGGAGCGGGCGGGCCCGCGCGAGCAGCCGUGGACGUUCGACCCGCCGGGCGGCCUGCUGUCGCUGCAGUUCAUCCUCGGCGAGCGGGAGCUGGCCCGGGAGACGAUACGCAACCUCGCGCGGCAGCUGCCCGACGUGUUCAAGGCCAACGAGGUCCGCCUGCGCAACGUCCGCUGGCUGGACUUUGAGCGCCCGAAGAUGUUCCCGCGGUUUACUGGCAUCUUGCUGCAUGGGAAGAGGAUGGGGUCGAUCGGUCGGAAGAGGAAGGCCUCGUCGACCCCGGUGGCUGAUCAGAGUUCGGACGGCGUUUUGGGUGGGAAGAAGCGGCGGUCGCUUGGUUCGCCAUCGGAUCUGCGCACGCCUGUCGAUAGGAGGAUGCAGCUUUCCGAUCAGGAUGGUCCGACUUCUGGCGAUGAGUCGGUGGGUUAG
Messenger RNA from Diplodia corticola, 1362 nucleotides. RefSeq names its product homeobox domain containing protein. The transcript is spliced from 3 exons. The record is from RefSeq and is a predicted model, not a curated record. Bases 1 to 1362 code for a protein of 453 amino acids. NCBI's taxonomy places the organism in Eukaryota, Fungi, Ascomycota, Dothideomycetes, Botryosphaeriales, Botryosphaeriaceae.